Messenger RNA from Protomyces lactucae-debilis, 291 nucleotides. RefSeq lists its product as uncharacterized. The transcript has 2 exons. The coding region runs from base 1 to 291 and encodes 96 amino acids. Lineage: Eukaryota; Fungi; Ascomycota; Taphrinomycetes; Taphrinales; Protomycetaceae. The record is from RefSeq and is a predicted model, not a curated record.
AUGGCAGAUAUAACGCCAGAUAUCAUAGAAAAGGAGCAAUCACGACUCUCCCAUUUCAUCAAGGAACAGUCGCCCUCAGCAAGAGCUGCGCCGCCAUUCUGGAUUGAUGGCCCACGCGACGGCGAGGAAUCAACCAUCUGCACGCGCUCCUCAGCCGGUGACCAAAGCAAUUGUCUCAAACUACGGCUGGCUAGCACAAAACUCUUUUCUGAGAUGCAAAAGCGCGGUUUUGUUUGUCUGUUGCCACAAGAUACGGAUAGGACAGAGAUGGAGUGCAGCAAGGUUGAGUGA